Molecule: messenger RNA, 5149 nt
Organism: Herpailurus yagouaroundi (jaguarundi)
Lineage: Eukaryota; Metazoa; Chordata; Mammalia; Carnivora; Felidae
Gene: CEP135
Product: centrosomal protein 135
Exons: 26
Coding region: 159-3581 (1140 amino acids)
Source: RefSeq, a predicted model, not a curated record
UCAAACUGUCCCAGAGCCGGAGCCGGAGUCUAGGGCUGAAGGAGUCAGCGAGAGAGGCGAGGCCUGAGAGGUGAUGCGGCCGCAGGCGGAGGGAGCGGCGGCCGGAGGUGCGGGGCUUUAGUUUUGGGGAGUGAAUAAAACUACUUUUGGAAGACAAGAUGACUACAGCUGCAGAAAGAAAGUAUAUUAAUAUUAGAAAAAGAUUGGAUCAGUUGGGAUACCGCCAGACUCUGACAGUGGAGUGUUUACCUUUGGUAGAAAAACUUUUCAGUGACCUAGUUCAUACAACAGAAAGUCUUCGGAAAUCAAAAUUAACUGCUGUGAAAGCUGAAAAGGAAAGUGCCAAUUUUGAUUUUGUUUUGGAACCUUAUAAACUUGAAAAUGCAAGAUUGAUAAAGGAAAAUAAUGAAUUAUACCUGGAAUUAAUGAAACUGAGAGAACAAUCAAGCCAACAUAUUAAAGAGUUGAAAACUACAUUGAAGAAGUGUGCACGUGAAACAGCUGAUCUGAAGUUUCUAAAUAACCAAUAUGUUCAUAAACUCAAACUUUUGGAAAAAGAGAGUAAAGCUAAGAAUGAAAGAAUUCAACAACUUCAAGAAAAGAAUUUGCAUGCUGUAGUACAAACUCCAGGUGGCAAGAAAAGAAGUAUUGCUUUCAGGCGCCAGCGUAUGCAGAUAGACGAACCAGUCCCUCCCUCCGAAGUCAGUUCAUAUCCAGUUCCUCAGCCAGAUGACCCUUACAUUGCAGACCUCCUGCAAGUGGCUGAUAACAGAAUUCAAGAACUUCAAGAGGAAGUCCACCAGUUACAAGAAAAGUUAGCAAUGAUGGAAAGUGAACUGCGAGAUUAUAACCAGCAGAUUGAGCUAAGAGAACGAGAGAUAGAACGACUAUCAGUUGCAUUGGACAGUGGCCGUUCCCCUGAUGUCCUCUCUCUGGAGACUAGAAACAAAACCAAUGAAAAGCUUAUUGCUCAUUUAAAUGUUCAGGUUGACUUUCUUCAGCAAGCUAAUAAAGACCUGGAGAAGCAUAUACAGGAGCUUAUGGAAACCAAGGAAACCGUAACUACUGAAGUUGUUAAUUUAAGUAACAAAAAUGAAAAACUCUGCCAAGAAUUAACCGAAAUAGACCAGUUAGCACAGCAGUUGGAAAGACAUAAAGAAGAAGUGCUUGAGACUGCUGAUAAAGAACUUGGGGAAGCAAAGAAAGAGAUUAAAAGAAAGCUUUCUGAAAUGCGGGAUCUUGAAGAAACAAUGGCAAAACUUCAACUGGAAUUAAACUUAUGCCAUAAAGAAAAGGAGAGACUGAGUGAUGAACUCCUUAUAAAAUCAGACCUGGAAACUGUUGUACAUCAGCUUGAACAAGAAAAGCAAAGACUUAACAAAAAAAUGGAAAGUUUUGCAGUUACAGAAAGAGAACUUACUCUGGAAGUUGAAAGGAUGAGGCUAGAACACGGAAUAAAACGUCGAGACAAGUCACCCUCUCGUUUAGAUACGUUUCUGAAAGGUAUAGAAGAAGAACGAGAUUUUUAUAAGAAAGAGCUGGAAAGACUCCAACAUAUAAUACAGCGAAGAUCUUGUUCUACAAAUUAUUCUACACGUGAAAAAAUUCCAAUAUUUAAGACACUAGAAAAGGGUGAUUACAACUCAGAAGUUCAUCUGAUCACAAGAGAAAGAGAUGAACUUCAGCGGAUGCUGGAAAGAUUUGAAAGACAUAUGGAGGAUAUACAGUCCAAUGUUAAAUUGUUGACAGCAGAAAGAGAUAAACUAAGUGUCUUAUAUAAUGAAGCUCAGGAACAGUUACGUGCCCUAAGACAAGAAUCCACCCAAACCACAGCCUCCCAUAAUAUUAUUAGUCUCAUGGAAAAAGAAAAAGAACUUGCAUUAUCUGACUUAAGAAGGAUUAUGGCAGAAAAAGAAGCUUUAAAAGAAAAGUUAAAAAAUCUCCAGGAAAUGAGUAUUUUUGAAAAAUCAAAAUUAGAGAAAACUAUCGAACAUUUGACACGUGUUAAUCAUCAGCAUGAAGAUGAAAAGUGUGAAUUAAAGUCUAAAAUGUUAUUAAUGAAAGAAACAGUAGAGUCAUUAGAGAACAAAGCAAAACUCCAAGCUCAAAAACUUAGCCAUGUGGCUGGUGACUCAUCUCAUCACAAAACAGAGAUGAACUCACUUAGGUUAGUAAAUGAGCAGCUACAGCAGUCACUUGAUGAUUGUCAGCAUCGGCUUUCCAAAAAAAGAGGUGAACUUGAAUCAGCCCAAUCACAAAUUAACUUACUGGAGGAAAAAAUAGGUAAACUACACCUUCAGAUGACUUCACAGAGUGAAGAGGCUCAUGUAAUGAAAAAGACCAUUGGUGCUAUUGAUAAAGAAAAAGACUUUCUUCAGGAGACUGUAGAUGAGAAGACCGAAAAGAUUGCAAACUUGCAAGAAAACCUGGCUAAUAAAGAAAAAGCUAUUGCUCAGAUGAAGAUAACAGUCUCAGAGUAUGACUCUUCUAUGAACCAGCUAAAGGAAACGUUGACUAGUCGGGACCGAGAAAUAAGCAGCCUCCGGCGCCAGCUUGAUACAGCUCACAAAGAACUUGAUGAAGUAGGAAGAUCUAAAGAAGUGUCUUUUAAGGAAAACAGAAGAUUACAAGAUGAUUUGGCUACAAUGGCAAGAGAAAACCAGGAAAUCUCAUUGGAAUUGGAAGCAGCAGUGCAAGAAAAAGAAGAAAUGAAGAGUAGAGUUCAUAAUUACAUAACUGAGGUGUCACGAUGGGAGAGCUUAAUGGCUGCUAAGGAAAAAGAAAAUCAAGAUUUGUUAGAUAGAUUUCAGAUGCUUCAUAACCGUGCUGAAGACUGGGAGGUCAAAGCCCAUCAAGCUGAGGGAGAAAGCAGCUCAGUUCGACUGGAACUUCUUUCUAUUGACACAGAGAGGAGACACCUUCGAGAAAGGGUAGAGCUACUAGAAAAAGAAAUUCAGGAGCACAUAAAUGCACAUCAUGCUUAUGAGUCUCAGAUCUCAUCAAUGGCAAAAGCCAUGUCUAGAUUAGAAGAAGAGCUGAGACACCAAGAAGAUGCAAAAGCAGCAGCGUUGAAUGAUUUGUCGUCUCUUAGAGAACUUUGCAUUAAGCUGGAUUCAGGCAAAGAUCUUAUGACCCAACAACUGAAUUCCAAAAACCUGGAGUUUGAGAGGGUUGUGGUGGAAUUAGAAAAUGUAAAAUCAGAAGCAGACCUGUUCAAAAAACAACUGGCAAGUGAGAGACAUACAAUUAAAAGCCUUGAAUCAUUGUUGGCUACAAAUAGAGAUAAAGAAUUUCAUUCUCAUUUAACCUCCCACGAGAAGGAUACAGAAAUUCAGCUACUUAAAGAGAAGUUAACCCUUUCAGAAAGCAAAUUAACUAGUCUAGGCCGGGAAAACACCAUGCUUCGGGCUAAAGUGACACAGUUACAAACCGAUCAUGAUUCUAUGAAAAGGCAGAUUUCAACUGAAAGAUAUGAACGAGAAAGAGCAAUCCAAGAGAUGCGUCGACAUGGUCUUCCCACACCACCCCUUAGUUCAACUCUGAGGUCUCCUUUACAUUCUCCUGAACAUAUAAGCUGUUAAUUAUCAUAAAGAAUGGUGGCUUUCAAUGAGUUACCUCUGUGGAUUUUUUAAAGGACAGAACAGUAAUGAAAUAUUUGAAGUACUUGUUCUUGAAAAUCAUGAACAUUGACACAAAUUCUACCUCUGUCAACUUUUAUUUAAAUCAGUGAAUAUUUAUAUAAAAAUUUUGGUUUAAAAGAGCCAUAUCUAUGUGUAUAUUUUUAUAUAUAUGACAGAACAAAAUAUGUAUUAAUAGUGCUAACUAAUGUUAUAUCUAUACUUAUAUUAUUCCUCACUUAAAUUGCUCCACAAAGUGUGUGUUUAUAUUGUGAAUUAAUAUAAUGUAUUGUUCACAUUAUGCUUUAAUAAUCUUUUUCAUAAUGAGCCAUGAUAUGUGUAUAUAAAUAUUCUUACAAUACUUAUUUUCAAAGUGUUUUCAGUUUUCAUGCCUGUGUUUAUAACCCAUAUCUUUAAUACAUUCAUAUAGGAUUAUCAAUUUUGAUGCUGUGCUGUCACGCUUUUUCUUCUAAAUGUAAAAUUAAUUGUUCACCAAUUUGCUAUCUAUCAUCAAGGGUAAUAUAUUCAGGUCUAUUUUCACAAUAGCAGAGGUCUUGAUAAAAUAAUAAUUACCGUAUAUCAUUUGUUAUUGUCAACUUGAAGAACUGUGAUGGGAAAGAUACAUUUAUAUAUUAUAUGCAAUAUUUUAUUAUUUUGGUUAUCACAUGGACUCUUCACUUAAUACAAAUUCUAUCAAAAUCAAACUAAAAGCCACAUUCAGAAUUUUGUAAAACCGUAGAACAGAAAUUUGGGACACUUUUUCAGUAAAUAAAAUUCCUCCCUGUAUUAAGAAAAAAAUUCAGACCAUAAAAGUAUAUGGGGUAAAUACAGUAAAAGAUUUUGUUAAAAUGCCAGUAUACAUUCAAUAAUAGCAGUUUUUGCUUCUAAACUUGUAUGUUGUAAUUUAUUAGUCUUACAGAAUAGUAUGUAAACACUGAACUGUGGCAUGUAAAUAGAAAACAACUUUUUACAAUUAAUUUUCAAGGUUGUAGUUUUAAGGAAUUUAGAUAUAUCUAAAUAUGUAUAUAUAUACACACAUUAAUAAAAGAACAGAAGUACAAAAUAGAAUGUCAGAUUCAAAAACUAAUCGUGUUUGAACCAUACACAUUUGGAGAAAAUCCUUUUCUUGGUAGGUUUCAUUAUGAUUGAAAAAGAAGAACUUAAGAACGAACAUAAGAAAGUGGAAGACCAGUUGGUUAUGAUACAGUUUGUUUCCUAUUGUGGUUUUAAUACAAUGGAAUUUGUGUAUGUGUGUUUGUAUGUACCUGGGGGUGGCAUUGCUCUUUUCUAAAACUAAUAUGUCUUAUAUGUCUGGGAUAUGGUAUACGCCAUUUGCAAUAAUUCACUGUGUAUUUGGGUGUGAUGUGGUUUAUUUUUCUACCAUAUUUGUAAUUUUAUGUAUUCCAUCUCCUUUGUGUGAAUUCAUAUAGCAAAAUACAAGAGAAAUGGGACUAAUUUGCAAUGUCAUAUGGAAAAUCUUUUAAUAAAUAUAUGUAAAUAAAAUAAAAAAUAUUCCCACCUUUUCCCCCAAA